Molecule: messenger RNA, 800 nt
Organism: Frieseomelitta varia
Lineage: Eukaryota; Metazoa; Arthropoda; Insecta; Hymenoptera; Apidae
Exons: 3
Coding region: 337-660 (107 amino acids)
Source: RefSeq, a predicted model, not a curated record
CUUGUCAAAAUGAAUGGUGUAACCUGAAUUAAACUUUUCGUAUUCGUUCAUGAUAUUCCGUCUAACGUCGGAUAUGACUGUUAAUAACAACAUUUCAAGAAGAUGAAAAUAGCAACGCUUGUCUUGGAAUAUUCGUGUGAUUUGACAGAAUUGAUCGUAUUCGUGAUUGUCGAAUGCUGCUAUUUGAUAUACCAGUGCAUUUUUCGGAUCAUUUUCGCACAACUGAUGGGCCAAAAAUCAUUGCAAUGGACACAACGUUUUCUAAUCUACUGCUUAUCACCUAAAACCUUGCUCGCAAACUGAAUAAGGACAAAAACGAGGAAACGUAAUACUAUUAUGUCGGUACACGGUACGAAGACGCCAAAGUUCUUUCUCUACAUUUUUAUUCUUGGCACGUUGAUCUUAAUCCUCGACUCGUAUGCUCCGCCAAUAACUAUUGAUUACGAAGAAACUUUCUUGUUCUGCCAUUUCCAUCAGAUACAUUUUCCGAAACAAGCAAUUGAGAUUGCUCGUCUUGAUCACGAGAGAAACAGGCAAUAUUUAUUGCGGGAAACUUACAAGUCGAAGAAAUAUGUGAUUCACUUUUUAGUUCGCGAUACCGACAAACCCGACCAUAGAACGAGAAAGGUAUCAAAGAUUGUUCCAUACUUCGAACGUUAAUUUGCUGUAUUUUGUCAUGCUUCUGUGAAGAACGUGCAAAUGAAUGCAAGUCGCAGAGAUCAACACCUAGAAAUUAUAAGGUGGAAAUUUGCAGGACGAAAUGAAAAUUCUCGAGACGCGACGUAAGAUCGAUAGAAUGA